Molecule: messenger RNA, 1202 nt
Organism: Cyclopterus lumpus (lumpfish)
Lineage: Eukaryota; Metazoa; Chordata; Actinopteri; Perciformes; Cyclopteridae
Gene: ccdc167
Product: coiled-coil domain containing 167
Exons: 4
Coding region: 67-384 (105 amino acids)
Source: RefSeq, a predicted model, not a curated record
AGAAAAUCACUUCCGGGCACUCGCAGUUUAUCGCGCAGGGUUUGCUGCGCUAGUUUGUGACACAAAAUGGCUAAAUUAAAAGACAAAAGAAGAGAGAAAAUGAGUGUCGCCACUGAGAUUGACCGUUUGGAGGAGCGGCGCGCGCGUUGCAGAGACAACCUGGAGAGGGCGGAGUUCAAGAGCAGGAAAGAGGAGCUCUCUGACCAGGACAAGCAGUAUCUGGAAGACGAGAUGACCAUCAUUAACGAGCGAGUGCUAAAGUUAGACAAGGAGCUGAAGACGUUAAGAGGAGAGAAUCGGAAGAACAUGCUGCUGUCAGUGGCUCUGCUGGUAGUUGGCGCGUUCUUCUACUACGUCUUUUUCUACAACGAAGUGGACUCGUGAUACCGCCUGGUAACUUAAGUGCCACCCUGUGUCUUCAUAGAACAACAACCUCAGGACAAGGUUGUUAUGAGAUGAUCUAUGAGGUUCAAGGGGAUGAAAGACACGAGAGCUGUGUUGAUGAAAUACCUAAUUUCUGCCUCUAGAUCGCAUUAUUGUUAUCAUACUGGGUUUGAUGCACAUCUUGGACUACUAGAGUAAUACAUGUACAAGAUAAUAUUGGGGUAAGUGAGUGAGGCAUUUUUCUCUUGUAUACAGUCGGUUUUCAUUGCUGUAUAAAGAUGUCACUGUAUAUUAUAAAAUUCUACAUGAAGAAUUUAUAUACGACAGUUUGACCCCUGAAUGAACAAUUAAAUACAACGUUUAUAAAGUUUGCCUUGUGCCACAAAUAAACCAAAGUAAUGUUGCUUUUAUACAAUAUAUCAAAGAUAGGCUUCAUUUAAUGGUGCCAAUCCAGUGUGCGUGUCUUUUCAGUCACAUAAAUGAUUAUGUGUAAUGAUAAUGCACAUGGCAGUUAUGGAUGAAAAUAUUUGAUCCAUUUAGUUUUCUCUUGAAAUGAGUUGUACAGUGGGUUUAUUAACUGUUACACCAUAUAGAGAACUUGAAGAAUGUAAUUGUUGUUUUUGAUACUCAUGUUGCCCAUGCACCACCUCCUGGUAAAAGAUGAAAGAUGAUAAACAUGUUCACAAAUGUCUUUUCUUUUUGAUACGCUUGCGAAAAAUGAGAGUAUGAGAACUGGGUUUGAAUAUAACUGAUCUGUUUGUUAUUUGGUCUUUUAUGCUUUCCUUCAUGAAUAAAAACACGUGAUAAUAUUUUUUAAA